AUGGGGACCAAUCGACAAUCCAUUCGAAAAUUUUCAUCAUCUCAACCAUAUCCAUAUAGAAAUGGAAAGCCCGAUGAUAGAAUCGUGGAUGUAUCAGUAAAUACGUUUGAUACGUCUGGUGAUGAUAAUAAUAAGAACGAUGAAGAAACAAUUGAUAAUGUUCAAUUUAAUUGUGAUCAUUCCACUCAUUAUGAUUCAAACGCCACAUGGUCACUUCAAGAUGCAAUUGCAACAGCAUUAGAAAAAUUUCUUGACAAAUUAGAAACAGUAAAUCAUUGGCAAUGUGGUCUUGAUCUGGAUUUAAAUACAUGGAAGGAUAAAGUAUUGAGUCGACAUCAAUAUAAUAAAUGA
Molecule: messenger RNA, 351 nt
Organism: Rotaria sp. Silwood1
Lineage: Eukaryota; Metazoa; Rotifera; Eurotatoria; Philodinida; Philodinidae
Source: the annotation of a GenBank genome assembly